Molecule: messenger RNA, 5844 nt
Organism: Linum trigynum
Lineage: Eukaryota; Viridiplantae; Streptophyta; Magnoliopsida; Malpighiales; Linaceae
Source: the annotation of a GenBank genome assembly
UAAACCCCGCCAACUUAAAGAAGCAUAGAACGACAAGAGACCAAACAACAAUUACUCAAAUCGUAAACCCCACCAAAUUACAUGGAAGUUUAUGUUACUGAUUGUUGUCGAGCAAACUGUGUGCAAGUCUGACAUUCUACUGUGCUCCUUCUUAAACUUUUUCUUUAAAUUAUUCCCAUUUGAGUCUAAGUCACUAUUACAACUAGGAUAGGCAAGGGGUCUUGUAAGCCUACAAAUACCCCACUAUUUUUGGCCUAUGUUUGCAACUCACAGAGGUCUAUAAUUUGUUGCUAUAACAAUGAGGAUGGUCCUAAUCGGUUAGUCGGUUAACCAUUUAACCAUAGAUGAAUUAUUAGUUAAAUUUGGCUAUCGAGAACUGACCGUUUACUAUUUAUUCGGUUAUUGGUAUAACCGUUAAGCACCGGUUCCGGUUCGAUUAUCAAUUACACCAUUAAUGGGAUAACUGUUUACCAUCCCUACAUCCAAUACAUGAGUCCUCACCAUUUCUCUUAAAUUGGAGUCUUCUGUGAUUUUUAUGUUGGGAAAUCAAGUAAACAAUUCCACCACGCAAAAAAAGAAAGAAGCAAGUACAUAAUAUAAAUUUCCAGGACCUCAUUUUCCCUUUCAAUAUUAGCAUGUCAACUAUCAUCAUGUGAAUGAGUAUAAAUGAAAUAACUGUGCAAAAUAUUGUAAUGUGAGUUUCCAAAUACAAUUGAUAUAAUUGGAACGAAAAAUAUAUAAAAUUAUUUUGAUGUCUACUUAUAAAAAAAGUUCAUUAUCACAAGUUGCAUAAUAAAUCGUACGAAUGUUGGAAUAUAAUAAUAUUUUGACAAGAUUUUGAAUGACACCAUUAUAAAAAUUAUAGAAUGACAACACUAAAAAUAAUUGAAAUGUUAUCAUGAAAUUUAUUAAUGUAAAAAAAAAAUGAAUUCACCCGCCCAAUGGGCGGGCUCAAAGCUAAUAAGGCUUACAAACAAUUGUUGACGGAAAAUAAUUGUGAAAGCCCAAUUCGAUCCGAUAACGUUAUUUGCCCGUUCUAGCUGUCCAUGGGCUUAUAGUCCAGGGUCCGUUGAAGAAAAUGGAUCGGUUUGAAAGCUUUGGCCCAACCCAAACGACACAUUCGAAAGCUUCUUCGUCCUCAGUGAACUAUACCGUAAAAAGGGAAGGGAAAAAAAAAAAAAAACGUUUACUGACGAACUCCGUUCUAUUGCUUAGCGAUGGUUGAAUUCGACUCCCGAUUCACCUAAAGAAACCCCAAUCAAAUCAACACAAAAAUUCCCAGACCGGAAGAAUCUCGUCUCCAACCAAUCUCCAAUGGCGUCGUCUUCUUCUCCUUCACUGAUGGACUCGCUCUUCCAGCGCAGUCUCGACGACAUCAUCAAGGGCCUGCGCCACCAACAAGCUGGGGAGUCAGCCUUCGUGUCCAAGGUCCUCGAAGAAGUUCGCCGGGAGAUCAAAUCGACCGACUCCCACACCAAAUCGACUGCCCUCCAGAAGCUCACCUAUCUCCACUCCAUUUGUUUCGUGGACAUGUCCUGGGCUGCUUUCCACGCCAUCGAAUGCAUUUCCUACCCGAAUUUCACCCACAAGAAGGUUGGUUACCUCGCCAUCUCCCAGUCGUUUCAGGAAUCCACCCCUGUGAUUCUGCUGAUUUCCAACCAAUUGCGCAAGGAUCUGAAGAGCAACGUGGAGGUCGAGGUGAGUUUGGCCCUAGAAUGCCUCUCCAGAAUUGGGAACCUUGAUCUGUGUCGCGAUCUUACCCCUGAAGUUUUCACUUUGAUGGCCAGUUCUAGGAUUCCUGUUAGGAAGAAAGCUAUAGGUGUUGUUUUGAGGCUGUUUGGGAAAUACCCAGAUGCAGUUAGGGUGUGUUUUAAGAGGUUGGUGGAGAGUUUGGAGAGCAGUGACUCUCCACCAAUUGUGUCUGCAGUUAUUGGUGUGUUCUGUGAACUUGCUUCGAAAGACCCCAAGGCGUAUCUUCCCUUGGCACCUGAGUUUUAUAAGAUAUUGGUUGAUUCCAGGAACAAUUGGGUCUUGAUCAAAGUGUUGAAGAUAUUCACUAAGCUGGCUCCUCUCGAGCCGAGGUUGGCUAAAAAAAUAGUCGAACCGAUUUGUGAGCUGAUGAGCAAGACUGGAGCUAAAUCUUUGAUGUUCGAGUGUAUCAGGACCAUCUUGACUAGCUUGGCAGAGCAUGAAUCUGCAGUAAAGCUUGCAGCUGGAAGAAUUAAUGAGCUAUUGAUUGAUGAGGAUCCGAAUCUCAGGUAUCUUGGAUUGCAUGCUUUGGCCAUAGUUGCCCCCAAGCAUAUUUGGGCAGUGUUGGAGAACAAGGAAUUUGUGAUCAAAUCUUUAAGCGAUCCGGAUCCCAACAUAAAGCUUGAAUCUUUGCGGCUGGUUAUGGCAAUGGUGUCCGAGAGCAACGUGGUUGAGAUUUGUCGGGUUUUGGUCAACUACGCUACUAAAUCCGAGCCAGAGUUCUGCAAUGUGAUUCUUGGCUCAAUUUUGUCCACAUGUUCCAAUAAUGUGUAUGAGAUCAUAGUUGAUUUUGACUGGUAUGUGUCACUUCUAGGCGAAAUGUCGAGAAUCCAACAUUGCCAGAAAGGUGACGAAAUUGAGAAUCAGCUUAUUGACAUUGGUUUGAGGGUCCAGGAUGUCAGACCAGAGCUUGUCCGUGUUGGCCGUGAUCUCUUAAUGGAUCCUGCUUUACUUGGUAAUCCUUUCUUGCACAGGAUCUUAUCUGCUGCUGCUUGGCUGUGCGGGGAAUAUGUGGAGUUCAUCAGAAACCCUGUUGAACUCAUGGAGUCAUUGUUGCAGCCCCGGACGAGUCUCUUACCUCCAUCAGUGAGAGCUGUGUAUCUGGAGUCUGCUUUUAAAGCACUAGUGUUUUGUCUUCAUUCUUAUCUACAGAGUGCUACCAGUAGUGAUCAUUCAGCUCUGGGAUUAUCAGACCCUGGAGUGUCAAGUCAGUCAUAUGAUGAAUAUUCUGGAGCACAUGGGGAAAAUGGAGAGGAAUCUGGAACAACUCUUAUACAGGAAAACCACAUCACCCCCGACUCUGUUCUUCGCCUGUUAAACUUGAUCGACAUGGCUGUGGGUCCACUAUCAGGCAGCUAUGAUGUGGAAAUACAGGAAAGGACCCGGAACAUACUUGGUUUCACAGAGUUAAUAAAGCCAGUACUAUCUGAUUCCUUACAUCCACAAGAUGAAAGACAUAAACAGCAAGCUGAAGCUUCAAAAAUGGUUAGAUUAUUACAUGAUACAUUCUCUGAUGAGCUUGGACCCGUCUCAAUGAGUGCUCAGGGGAGAGUUCCUGUCCCGGAUGGACUAGUUCUCUAUGAGAAUCUUGCUGAUUUGGAAGCGGUAUGUGGAAGUAGCUUACCUGCAUCAAGUGCAACAAUUUCUUUUGAGGGCUCUCACAACGUGGAAGGUGCUACUAGUAUCUUUAUCUCUGACCAGAAAGAAGAAUCAGAGCCGUCAUCCGAAUCCACUUCAUUGCUUGCUGAACACCGUAAGAGACAUGGAUUAUACUAUCUGCCUUCGGAGAAGAACACUGAACAUCAUGAAGCAAACAAUGACUAUCCACCUGCCAAUGAACUGAAAUCAGGUGUUACCGUAAGUAAUGAUGCUCAGGAUCUCGCUAAGCUUGCUGAACAGUCUUUUCUACCAAAGAGAAAGUCGAAGCAAGUGAAGGCCAGGCCAGUUGUAGUGAAGUUGGAUGAAGGAGACGUGCUGCCCAUCUCUUCUAAGAUACCGCAGGCGAAAGACGAUUCGCUUUCAGAAGCUGUUAGAGAUGUUCUUUUAGGUAAUGAAGCUGAUGCUGACACAUUGACGCAGAAAGCUGCUGCUGAUUCAGUUAGUAGGAAGAAAGGCAAAGAGAAACUGAAUGCUAAGGAACAAGAAGAUGAUUUGGAUCAUAUGGAUUCGCAAAGUGGAACGGUCCAGAAUCCUGUUAAAGAGCGAAGUAAGAGAAGUUCGAGGAAGCAGAAUGCUGAUGAGGGGGACCAUGGUGGGGAUAAGGGAAAGCAGAAGAGAAGACAUCGACAUGGUAAGCAUAGAACACGAGAGGGAGUUCAAAAUCCUCCUGCCAAUGUUAUUUCACAGACACCAGUUCCUGAUUUACUUCUAUAGUGUCCAACUGUUUGUCAGAUGUGCGUUUUAAGUAGUAACUUUGGAGGAUCUGAUUGAUUUUUAUACCCUAGUGCUCCUUCGUCCAAAGUUUUUGUGGUCAUCCCAUCUUACAUUAUCUGAAACAUCUUCUGUAAAUUUUGUACUUGGCCCUUUUUCUUUUUUUUUUGGUUAGACCUUCCUGUUUUGCUUUCUGAGGGGAUAUUGUUCCUUGUUUACAACGCUGUAAAAACAUGCACUUUUUGGUCAGAGUGACAAGUUGGAAUUGAGUUUUUGGGAGUUGAAGAAAUUGGUAAAGCAAGAGAGUCAUGAUUUGUUGCUUUUCUAUGCAUGGUUCUUGAAUUGUCUGAGUAGUUUGUGGCCUGUGAUGAUUUCUGAGAUGCGACUAUAGUAUGCUAAUCACCAGAAUCUGAAAUGCUUCAGCAGUCUUACUGCAGUGCGUUAAUCAUCAAUCGAUGCUAGGAAAUUGCUGAUGCCCGAUUGACAGAACCAAUUCAAUUCCCAGGAAUUGCAGGAUCAUUGAAUUCUCCAAGAAAGCCAUACUUUCUUACCUGGAAUGACUCCACUUCCCUUGCUCAAAAGCUCUUUCCUUUUAGUAAAUUGGAAGGCUGCCUAGCAAGGUUGACGUGCCUUCCUUUCAUCAUUAUCUCUGACAUGCACAACAAUUAGGUGCUCACUUUGAUGACUGGUAGUAGAAGAAAGAGGAAGAAGAGAUUUCAACCCUUUCCGCCGCAGACUAGUUGCAGUAAACUCACAAUAGAAUCAAUUUCCUCCCUCCACCUAUUCUGACCCGUCUCAUUCUUGAUUCUAUUUUUAUCUAAAUUAUAUGUGAUUUUACUCAAAUUUACUUAGUAUCUUAUUUUUAUUAUCACAUAUUAUAAAUUUGUAAAUAGAUGAGAACUUUCAUUUCUCGAAAUAAUUUAAUUAUAUUUAUCAUAUUACAUUUUGUUUCUUGAGUUUUAAUGAAAAAAAUGAAAAUUAUAAUGUUUUUCUUUUAAAUAAUUCACUCCCGUGAUAAAUUACACAACCUGAAUCCGACCUACCACCAAAUAAGUAUGGAUAUUGAAAUACUUGUCUCGAACUUGUGCAUUGCCAUUCCUAAAAUUGGGGGUUGAUAUGGAGGGAGAGAAAACAAAGAACGAGAAGGAUUUGAGAAUGACCAAUAAUGCUGGUCCCGUCGGAUUAUUUACUCAACUAUAUUAAUAAUCUUAAUUAAUCUCUCCUUCAUAUACAUAUAUCAUUCAACUCGUCUCAUAAAAGAAAUCAUACAAAAUUCUAUCAUAAUUCAAAUGAGUAAUUAGGACUCGAUUAGGAAGUCGAUCGAUAGUGGAUUGCAUAAAUAAAACAAGUAGGCUAUAAAACAAAGAAAGAUAAGGUAGAAGUGAAAUAAGUAACUAGGGUUGAAUGAUCUCAGUUCACAUCAUAAUAGUCUUUAUCCUACACAUUUUAUGUGGUUAGAACUUAAAAGAGUAACCUUGUGAACCAGUCAAAUCGUUUGGUUCAUCCUAACUGUUCAAUCAAAAUGAACCAAAACGGAUAUCGUAAUUGAUUUGACGGUUCUACUGUUCUACAAAUACGGUCCGGUUCUGAUGACAAGGGUACCAAGAAAUUAAAAGUAUAUAUAAAGCAUGGACCGUGGCAUCCUCUUGAAUUUGACAUGAGAGUAGACUUAGGCAAUGACUAACAUCGUACACUAAUAGCUACCCAUAAAAUUCCACAAAAGAU